GUUGCACUUCAGGAAAAUCUGAAUUACCAACUUGAACUUCUGCAAUUUAGCUUUUUACAGCAGGCUCAUCAACAACAGAGUGUCUUCCCUGUUAUUCCAUCACCCUUUUUCUUUCACAAUUUUCCAAUGGCUGCAACAGAAGAGGCCGUAAAAUCUGAGAGGUUGAGUCCUCAUGUUGACUCAAUAGCUCCGAUUACUAUAUCUGCUGCUGCGGCCAGUACCAUCGGUGCUUAUCUUCCUCAGCCUCGUGCAAUGGUAGUGAGGUGUGAUGUGUGCGAGCUGAGCUUCUUUUCCCAAGGUGUUCUUCAGAGCCAUAUGGCGGGCUCUAAACAUCAGAGGAAGGUGAAGAGUGCAGAGCUUCUCAAGAGUUUGGAGUCCAUGAACCAUGAGUUUGAGAGGAAUGAAAUCUCUGGCGUCAUUCGAUGCAUUGUCUGUGACAUCACAGUCAACUCCCCUCAGUUACUGGCGACACACAUGGCAGGCAAUAAGCACAAGGCCAACGCCCUCAAACGUGAAAGAGCUGACGAUGCUGGCAGUGUGCCUCCUGCUAAGCGCUCCUGCCCUGACGGUGCUGCUGAUGACGUAACUGACGGCUCUGAGAUUCUUGGUGUUGCAGCAAAGAAGAGGAAAAAGAAGAAGAAGAAGAAAUCGACGGCAGAGACUGCAGAGGGUACUGAAGGCACUGUCCCUCAAGAGCUCAACCUUCCUGAAUUCGUGUCCAAGUUUGAAACGGAGCUGAGCUGCUAUUAUUUCUGCAACCCUUGUAGUGCGCAUUGCAACUCCGAGCUUCAGCUCGUCCAGCAUCUGUCUUCGAAGAAGCACAGUGACAAGAUGCAAGGACGCACCGGAAGCCCUGUAGGACGUGGCAGACGAGGACGCGGAGGACCCAGCAAUGGACCGUGGACAAACCCAGAGGUGUCAUUUGGUGAUGGGCCUUUUAGGGGUAGAGGCUCUUGGGCACCGAGAAGCGAGCGAUUAAGAGGUGGCAGUCGAGGCCGCGGCCGCGGCCGGCCAUAUUUUAGCCGAGGUGGUCGUGGAAUGAGAAGUCGAGGUGGGGACGCGUUUGCUUCUUGGAGUGGCAGAAAACCUUUCAUGGGACGUGGAAGAGGUGGCCCUAAUGCACCCGGUGAGGGUUUUGGAAAUACACAGCCUAUCAAUGAAGAUACUUCUUGUGAUGCAAGAAAUUGGAAUAAUAGAGGUCGAGGAAAUUCUUUUCGCGGUAUGAAACGGACUUUUGACGAUUCAGAAACGGCGAUGCCUUAUGGUGCUCGUGGUUGGGAUAACAAUCGCUCACAAGAAAAUUAUGGGGCAAACACAACGAAUGAAUGGGUUGCUGUUGAGCCUUCAGUCAGAGGUGGUGGGGGACCGAACUUCACGCAUGGGAUCCCUUUUCGUUCAAUGAGAGCAGGUCAUCGAGGAUACGGCGAUAAUCGACAUGGCGGACAAUCCGCUACAAAUUACGCUACUGGAGAUUUUACUCAUGGCUGGGAUGGAAGCGUUAAUAAUUCUUAUGUUCCUGGUGGCGAUGUAUCUGCUGGAGUCAGUGCUGAUGUGUAUCACCAGGAAUGGACGGGUGAAAACUAUGGCGGGGGCGAGGAGUCUCGUCCCUGGGCCGAAGGGUUUGUCGCUACAACGUACCCUCCUCCAUCGACACAAAAUUACUAGAACAACAAUGCUUGGGUCAAUUUGAUCCAUAAGCAUAUUAUUCUGUCGCUGGCUGAGUCUAUCUCGAUCUGGGUAUGAAAGAGGUCAUCCGUCAUUUGUCAGACGAAUUUCUUAUCAAUCUUCUCAGAAUUGAUAUCUUCAUAAUGUCUUGGUUGUUUGCAUAUCAGUGAACUCGUCAAAUAGCUUUUACGAUUUUUGUCAACUAUGAAAGGUAAAUUUUGAUUUCGUGGCUACCACCGUACUGCAAUUUUAACUCGAAUUUCAAAAAUUAUCUCAUUUCAGUGUUUUAUUGCUUAAUGUUUGUACAGUGCAAUGAUCAGAACUGAACCCUUAUGGCCUUGGAUGCGCAGAAAAACGAAUUUAUUUCUUAUAAAUCUUAUAAGAAAUGUAAAAUUAUUAUGAGAAUUAUCCACUUUUUUUUGUAGCGAUCGAUUUUUUCGCCUGUCAUUAGUGUGUUUAUUUUGAAAAGUCGUCAGUGAUUGGCUGAAGAUGUUAACUCUCGACUAUUUUCGAUAGUUCGGCCCCUGAUAGGUAACAUCGCAUCUCCCAAGUCCAUUAGGUAGAGAAGCCUAACACUUGUCAUUCUUUUUCAUGCUUGGGACGCAUAUAAGCCGUCAAUUCUUCGUUUGAAGACAAAUAUUGAUGAAAAAAAAUUACGUUAAUGUUCAGCUCGAGUCUGCGCGAAGUGCGUGGUAUGGUAGUGCUAUAAUCAUCGCUACUGAGAUUGCUCCGUGCCGUUCCAAGGCGAUAAGGGUCAAUUCAAGUAUUUUCAUUCAUCAUAUGUUGUACGUGUCAGCGUAUAAGUGCAGCAUUUAUUCUUAGCUUAGUAGAGAAAGAACGCGUUGAAUGUCAAAUAAUUGUUUGCUAUCUAGAACAAGCUUAAAAUUUAAACGUUUUGCAAACCGGGCAUUUCAAGAACAUGCACGGCACAGUGAAUUAAAUUUGUCGUGAUAGACACUUCAAAAUUAGCCCAUUAUAAGACGCCUCUAAAAAGAAGACAUAUCUUACCUUGAGGUGCAUUACAGCAUAUUUCGUUCCGUCAUGAAAUCUAUGUUAUUACGGUGUUGAGUAACUCGAAAGUUUUCGUAACGCUAAGCUGCACGUAUUUGCCGCAAUUAAAGUCCUUGACCGAUUUUUAGACGAAAGUAGUUUAUUAUUGCAUAGACAUUCAAAUUUCUAUGUUGUAUCAUUGUGACUUUGUCUAUUUAAUAAGGGGCUGUAUUUGAAUUUGAUGACGGCGUGAAUUAACUACAUUCUUUAUAAAUUAGCGCGUUCUCGUUAUCGCUUACAAUGGGACAAAAAAUUUGAAGGUAGAUAUAUACUGAUCGAUAUCAACAUAUUUUAACAAAUUUCAAAAAAUUUUAGCUCCAAUGUCCUAUGUCAUCUUGCACGUUGGUUUGCAGUGUUGCAAACCAUUCCUUCACUUCGACAUUUCAGAUUAGAAAUAGUCAUCAUUUCGUGUGCUUGUACACAAUUUUUUCCGCGCAAAAUCGAAUGACGAGUCAUUUUACAAUACCAUUUUAUGUUCAACAGAAGAAUAAUAAAAAUGUUAUUCAUUUAUUUCCCA
Hyalella azteca is the source of this 3232-nucleotide messenger RNA. RefSeq names its product zinc finger protein 385B. Gene Ontology annotation, molecular function: nucleic acid binding; zinc ion binding. Lineage: Eukaryota; Metazoa; Arthropoda; Malacostraca; Amphipoda; Hyalellidae. The record is from RefSeq and is a predicted model, not a curated record.